GGACCCACUCACCUCACGCCAAGGCGAUCACUGUCGCAUCCAGAUCCUCCUGCCGUCUCAGUGGAGCAUUCUCGGCGAUGCCGGGCCAGUAAGGAACCCAUUUGUCGGCUAUUAUUCCGGUUUUGAAAGCUGAACAAUCACUUAGCAAAACUUAGCAAAGGAUACCAACCACCGCGUGCGCUUGUGUCGGUGCAGUGUGCACUGUGUGUAGAACUUCUAUCCUAUGGCCAGCGAACACUGGUGUGGCGGGAACACGGCAGAAAAACGUGAAAAUUCUUCACUGUGAAUAUUACACAGUUGGGUGCAAAUCGCUUCUUUUUGCCGGGCAAAUUCAUUCAUCGAGAUAAAUGAAAUAUUAAAACAUUUUUUAAAUACUACGAAAUACAUUAAAUCUGCCAAAAUGGUGACGUUUUUUAUUAGUCGCUAGUUUUGCGUUUGGAUGAAACAGGGGUAAUGUUACAAAAAGAGGUCUGGCUCGGAAGGGAAAGUCUGGUUUACGUUACUGGGAAGCAGACGGCGAAACCAUAUUAAUACUGCAAGGGGGUAUUCGUGGAUUUACUCAGCCAGUCUCCGGCAAAUAUUCUUUGUAGACGAUAUGGUACAGUUUCUCAAAAUGUGUAACUUGAGAGAGGAUAGUGAUAAAGUGUCGUUCAGUAGUGAUGGGGAAUGUUGACCGUUUUGCUACAUGAGUGCACGUAGAUGGCGUCUACUGCAUGUUGGUAUAACCUGUGGACAACUAGGUGGCUAUCCCCUGAGACUCGGUACCCGGGCUGCUGAUUGGCUGGGUAUGUCGUCAGACACACCGUGCGCAUGUGCUCUUUGGCAGUCGGACACUUUAGGCGGCAAGUGCAAAAACUCAGUUGAGCGCCAAAUUUCAGGCAGGCAACAUGACUACUCGGAAGUCUCUGUCCUUUGGAGGCGGACUGAGCUAUCGGAAGCAGGACAAUGGUGGCCAGAAGGACUCCGUAAGCAACAGCGAGAGCGAAGAUUCUGUAGAAGGUGAUGGAAACCCGGUGAACAGUCCGGAAUUCCUCAGUUCUGAUCCUAGUUCUCCUGCUCGAGCGCGCCCUGCCGCCCACCACCCCACGGGUAACGUUACGCCCCGACGACAGGAGAAUACCGAUAGAAAUCGUCGCAAGGGCCGAACUCCGCCGCCAACAGUGCCAAUGGCUGACAAAAUGGCACAGCGUAGACAACUUGCUGAGGUGCUGGCCAACCAGAAACAGAUUCUCAAGCGAAUGGCCAAGCUCGAGACCAUGAUGUCAGACCUCAAGAAUGCAAAACAGCAGACCAGAAGAGAGAAACAGCAGAAACUGGAAGUACCCAAUGAUGUUCGGAUCAUGGUUAAACAAGCGUAUGACCAUGUGAUCAACAAUGAUGGAAGGGCGAAGUGGGCUACAGAUAAAGGAAUGAAAGCUACCUUAGCAGUGAACAUGGAAACUACACAGGCUAUCCAUGACCAUGUGAAGGGCCUUCUGCCUGAUUAUGGCGAGAAGAUUCUACUUUUCAACGCUGCAGUAGACACAUACUUUGGCAGCAAGCAAAAACAAGACAAGAGGGAAGCAGAGGGCAAAGCAGCCAAGCACAAGAAGCAGUGCACACGAAACUCAAGGAAAGCCCAAAAGAUGAAAAAUCGCCUGAAGGCCCUAAGGGCCAAGCAGUCUUACACGCAGAAAAAAAAGGAGGACAUGCAGCGAGUACUACAAGGAGAUUUCAUGUCGUCAGAAGAGUCUGAUGUUGAUGAUGAUGGAGUGAAGGUUUACAAGACAAGGGCCAUUCCUUGGGAGUCUGAUGCAUUCGGAAAGUUAAAACAAGCACUUGACACAAAAUAUAGCGCCAUACAGUCUGAUCAGGCUAGAAGACAGUGCAUCAAAAGAAUCCAAGGCCCUCCUUCCACUUCUAACUUAAAAAAGCCCAAGCUGUCAGAACAGGAUGCCUGGAUUACAAAAUGAUCGUCAUUUGCAUAACUUAAGUGCCAAAUCAACAAAAGUGUCAUUUGCAUAAAUAAUGUCAAAUUGUAGGAUAUAGGAGAAUUCUUUGAAACAACCAUUUUGUACCCACUUUGCUCACGUUUCAGUAUCUCUCGGACACAUUCCUUGGAGCUUCUGACUGGAGUUCUGCUUCUUUAUUUUUGUAACAUUCAUAAAGUACAUUGUGUAUUGAAAUAAUGUAGAAAAAUAGAUAUAAUGUUGGGUAUGAAUUAUAGAGAGUUUCAUUUGCAUAGUAGGUGACAAGAUGCUGAACUCCUUUGAAAAAAUUACUUUGAAAUGUCAUGACUCUCAAUCUUUUUGUUUAUUCAUUAGUGUAACCUUUGAUCAUUGUUCUAACAACCAGAUUUGAGGAAAAUUUGAAUGAAAUUUACGUGCCCUUUUUUGGCAGGCCUUUUCACACCAUACGUUUGGUGCUGUUGUCAUGUGUUUUUUUUAAACAGAAGCAAGAAAAUGUAGACAGUUGUCUUAUUUCACAUAGCCUUUGUCUUAAUCAUCCUUCCUCCGUUGUCAUCAGCAGGCUCUGCUGUGCUUUCCUUUUUUUUUAUCUCUAUAAUAUAACAAUCAUUGAUGCUGUGUGAUAAUAUAAUGAGUUAUGAAGGAUUGUAUGUUGCUGCUGUUUGUGUCAGCUGUAUUUAGAAUGUCAUGUCAUAUACUAUGUGUUUAUAAGUUGUUAUGCUUUCUGCUCCAUACAUUUAUACUGUGCUUGAAGAAAGUCUCAAUCAUAUUACCAAAAUCUUCAGAUUUUAGCGUAUUGUAUUGUAAUGUAAUGUAUAUGUGCCCCAAAAAAUGACAUACAAUAUACAUAUGAACAGUGGUUUGGUUUAGCAUUAUAUUUUGCUUAGGACUAUGUGUGUUCAGUUUACCAUAGGACUGCAUUUAGUUAACUUGUCUGUAACUGCUCGCAAUAAUCCAUCCUCACUGUUGAAAAAUGGUAAUACAUGGACCUUUUGUAACUGUAGUUAAACAUGUUUUUUUAUUAUCAUAACUUUCAGACUCGCAAAAUGUAUGACUUGUUGACAAUUGAUGGAUCUGUAAUUGAGUAUGAUAUUUGGGACUGAUGUUUUCCCAGAUUUAUUUGCCUGUGAAAUAUCAUAUGACCAGUGUUUGAAUACAACAGACUAUUGUCAUUACACAUAUUUGUAUAAUAUCUUCCAUGUGUAUUUUUGCAUUGUCUUUCAGUUGAAAAAACAACUGGUUUUGAUAACGUUUUUACAUGUAAAUAUGUCCACUUGGAAACACACUUUUUACUCUCUAAUGUUAUUUGCAUACUCAUGUCUUUUGAAAAUACUUGUUUGUGGUAAUUAAAACAUCAAUAAAUGGUUAAUUACACCACAAGCCCCUUUGUUCAUUAUUACAUGCAGGUUUCAGUAAUCAUCUGAGUAGCCAUUGAUCUGGCAGGGUGUGCGGGUAAAUCAAACCCACAUUCUUUGUAAAGGGAAUAUAUACAGUAAUAAAUGUAGGAUAUAGGCCGGUAAAGUCGAUUAUUUGAACCCGCGUUAGAGAUGGGUAAAUGUCGCUAAAUCCGAGAAAUAGCAUUCGCUUAGUAAAGGUGGGUAAAUGCAGUGGUAAAAGUAGAUAUAUAUUUAUCGGUAAAGUACCGGUUAAGUCGCAUUUACACACAAUAUAAAGAUGGGUAAAUGGCGAUAAUUCUGAGAAAUAACGCGUAUUGGUAAAUCUCGGUAGAUGCGUAUUUACACAACUUUGGUAAAUGUGGGUAAAUCAGGCAAACAUUACCAGCUAUACCAUACAGGUAAAUGUGUGGUAUAUUUGCAUAUUUACCAACGGGUAAAUGCUGGUAAAACCCGUGUAAAUUUAACC
Molecule: messenger RNA, 3809 nt
Organism: Branchiostoma floridae (Florida lancelet)
Lineage: Eukaryota; Metazoa; Chordata; Leptocardii; Amphioxiformes; Branchiostomatidae
Exons: 6
Coding region: 888-1952 (354 amino acids)
Source: RefSeq, a predicted model, not a curated record